CAGUCGAUUGCCGAAAAACGUCACAAAUCGCAAGAAAUGGAAUUAUUUUUGUGCUUGAUUUUAUAAAUUUUAAUUAAACAUGCUCCACAAACAUGUAAUGAGCCGCUGAAGUACACGUGUAUAUUUACUAGUGGUUAUUCAGUGCUUGUGAUUUUAUUCGUAUAUAACUUUAAACAAACACCCUCAGAAGUCAAAAUACCAUUUAAACAUAAUUUUAUUACAACUUGGACAAAAAACAUAAAUGUCCAAAAAUGAAUUUACUAAACAUUUAUGUUUUAUGUUUUUGCUUUGUUCUGGCGGCUUCUGAGCUACUGGGUCCGGAGUCAAGGAGACGGCUCAGUAAGCAGAAAGAAGUCGAUGACAAAGAUGACGAAACUGUAGAAAACGAACGAGCUGUUGACGCCGAAGAUGUAAAGAAAACUCUGGAAACUAUUAAUAAUGAUGUAUAUGCAGGAUACAAGUUUCUAGAUAACGUAGUUAAGAAUCGCAGACAGCUAAAAGUUGAGGAACUGAAUCCAAAUGAAGCGGUAAUAUCAGAAAAGGAACUUGAGGAGAUGGAGCUAGCACUAAAAUGGCUGCAGAGCAAAAUAAAACCAGAGAGUGCGUUGCUGCAACUAGAGGCUCGUCUCGAAAGUGAACCUGAGAAACUGGAUGAAGACCCACAAGAGCUACUGAACAAAUUACCAGAACUUCCUGAAGAAGAAACAGAGCUGUCUCCGGAAUUAAAAGAAGCCAAAGAAAUAUAUGAUGAUGCUGUGAAAAAAUUAGAGAGGAGAUCGCCAGACCUACUGGGCUCUAUAUUGCAAAUAAAGAGAGCUGCGGAAUAUGGAUAUGCACCUGCAAAAAUCAAGCUGGCUUGGUCGUACCUCUUUGGAGAAGGUGUCGAACAUGACAUAAUGAAGGCAAAGAUAACAUUUGAGACGUUGGCGGAAGAAGGCAAUGCUGAUGCACAUGCUGGCCUAGGAUUUUUGUAUGCAACUGGCAUUGGUGUGCCGGUGUCACAAGGUCGUGCGCUGAUACACUACAUGAUUGGUGCGCUGGGUGAUAGCGACUUUGCUCAGAUGGCUCUGGCUUACCGCUACUGGAGCGGGGCAACUCUCCCCUCAUCCUGCCCCAAAGCUUUGGAGCUAUACAUGAAAGUGGCCUCUAAAGUGGCGGGUUCGGUGACGCUGAGCGGUGGGCCGGCGAUCCAGCGAACGCGGCUGGCGGACGAGGCGGAGUCGGGUGGCGCGCUGGACUCCGACCUCAUAGAGUACUACCAGCUGCUCGCCGAGAAGGGCGACGUGCAGGCCCAGGUGGGGCUAGGUCAGCUCCACUUCCAGGGCGGUCGCGGCGUCACGCUGGACAUAUCGAAGGCGCGACACUACUUCUCCCAGGCCGCCAAGACCGGCAACGCUGUCGCUAACGCCUUCCUCGGCAAGAUAUAUCUGGAGGGUGGAGAUGGAAUCAAGGCGGACAACGAGACGGCUCUACGCUACUUCCGGAAAGCGGCGGAACUCAACAACCCUGUUGGACAGAGCGGCCUGGGCAUCAUGUAUCUGCAGGGUCGCGGUGUGCCGAAGGACACGGCGACCGCUUUCAAAUACUUCGCGAUGGCGGCCAACCAGGGCUGGGUGGAAGGACAGCUGCAUUUAGGAUUUAUGUAUUUCGGCGGCAUCGGCGUGCGGCGCGACUUCAAGCAGGCGAACAAGUACUUCUCGUUGGCGUCGCAGUCCGGCCACGUGCUGGCUCUCUACCACCUCGGCCAGCUGCAUGCGCAGGGGCUCGGCGUGCUGCGCUCCUGUACUACUGCCGUCGAGCUGUUCAAGAACGUGUGCGAGCGCGGGCGGUGGUCGGCGCGCCUGAUGCGAGCGCACGCGACGUGGCGGGCGCGCGACGCCGACUCCGCAUUCCUGCAGUACCUUGCGCUGGCUGAACGCGGCCUUGAGCUCGCGCAGACGAAUGCCGCCUACUUACUAGAUGAGGGCGAAGUCCAGCUGUUCGGACCGGAGGAGCGUUGGCGUCGCGCGCUGCAGCUGUGGGGGCGGGGCGCGGCGCAGGGCCACGCCCCCGCGCGCGUCAAGCUCGGUGACUACCACUACUACGGCCAAGGCACACCGCAAGACCUGGAGGCCGCUGCGCACCAUUACAGGAUAGCGUCGGAGCACCUGCAUAGCGCGCAGGCGACGUUCAACCUGGGCUACAUGCACGAGCGCGGGCUGGGGCUGGCGCGCGACGCCCACCUCGCCAAGCGCUGCUACGACCUGGCCGCGGACGCCAGCCCCGACGCCCGCCUGCCCGCCGCGCUCGCGUCCGCGCGGUUAGCUGCCGCCGCCGCGCUCACUAGCCUCGCUGAGUAUGUAUCGCAGAGUCCGCUGGCGGUGAUAUUCCUGUCGGGCGAGUCGCCGCUCCUGUCGAACUGGGACCUGUACCUCAUCACGGCGCUGGCGGGCGCGCUCGGCCUCGUCGUCUACCUGCGCCGCCCCGCCGCCGCCUAGGGCCGCGUUAGCACUGUUUGAGAUUCGUUCAUGACAGGGCAGAGGUAGGAGGUAUCUUUUACAGUUUGAUCGCACAUUUAUUAGCACGCACGCGCCGAACGUGCCGCAUUUUAGAAUUCGUUGUAUAACACCUCGCACAUUCGCCCGCAUCGUACGUGCCGCAUUUCGUGUACUAUGCUGUGCUUUCGACGCGUACAGCGCGUACGGUGCUGACAAAUGUGCGAUCAACUUUAUUUAUAAUGAAAUUUAUCAAAACGAAAAUAAUAAAAUUUGGUAAUCCGUAAAACCUAAUGUAGAUGGCGUUAGUGGACACUAUCGCUUGCUCAAAACGCUCUAUAUUUAUCACGAUGUUUGAAUUAUUGUAAUCCCGGAUUUUUAAUGAUUGUUUAGCCUAAAAACUACGAUACAGAUCGUUGAUAUUGCGAUGAAGAACCAACGGCAUAGUAUGAAAUCCUUUCGGGUUUAUUAACGGAAGUCAUACAAGAUAAAUUCUUACCUCUACCCUACGAUUCAGUAACCAUAUUGGUGUACUUUGACAUAUUCUUAAGAAUUUAUUGUAUAUCGAUGUGGAUUUAGGACAUAAAUCGCAGAAUUUUAUGGACUAGUGUGAUACAUGGUUGUCUGAUUAAUCUUUAAGAAGUUGUGGCUAACCAUGCCCGAGUAUUACAUAGUCUUAAAUGGACAGUGUUCAUUGGUUUUAUCCUUAAACGGUUUAAAUCAUAAAUGAAAAAAGUCUUUGUUAAUAACUAUCAGUAAUUAAAAUUAUUGUUAUAUUUGUUUUAUUUUUAUUAUUU
Aricia agestis (brown argus) is the source of this 3271-nucleotide messenger RNA. It is a transcript of the gene Hrd3, whose product is annotated as protein sel-1 homolog 1. NCBI's taxonomy places the organism in Eukaryota, Metazoa, Arthropoda, Insecta, Lepidoptera, Lycaenidae. The coding region runs from base 252 to 2477 and encodes 741 amino acids. Gene Ontology annotation, cellular component: endoplasmic reticulum membrane. The transcript is spliced from 14 exons. Gene Ontology annotation, molecular function: protein binding. Gene Ontology annotation, biological process: ERAD pathway. The record is from RefSeq and is a predicted model, not a curated record.